CUACCACCACGUCCUCACGGUGACCCCCACCUCGAUGACCGUGUCUUCACGAAGAAUCCCUGUAAUCAUUGACACCGACCCAGGUGUGGACGAUGUGCUGGCUAUCUUGCUAGCACUGGCUUCGCCAGAGCUCGAUAUACGAGCUAUUAUCGUAACCUUCGGCAAUACCGAUGUCGAGGCAGCCUAUCUCAACAUUCUGAGGCUUCACAAGGCACUUGCGCUCCAGUUUGAGCAGGAUCCGAAGUCCAGAGCGCGGUUCUCCAACUUCACGCCAGGUAGUCAGAUUAUACUGGCAAAGGGUGCGAACGGCCCGCUUGAAGGCGAGCUGCUCAGCGCAGAAUACUUCCACGGGCGGGACGGUCUCGGCGACAUCGACAAAGGACACCCUGAUCUCAAUGUCGAUACCAAAGAUCCCGGAGCGUACCCGAUGCUUCAGUUCGCCGACAAACCUGGUGAAGAUGUUGCCUUGGAUAUCAUCAGCACGGAGCCCGUGAAGAGCAUCUCGUACAUCAUUCUUGGCCCAAUGACGUCUUUCGCACGACUCAUGCGCAAGCAUGGUGAUACAGUGCGAGACAGACUUGGCCAGGUAAUAUGCAUGGGCGGUGCACUUGAUGUCCCAGGCAACAGCAGCGCGGUCGCCGAGUUCAAUUUCUUCGCGGACCCCUUCGCGGUGAAAGAGAUCUUUGAGCCUGUAUCGCCUGUGCAAGGCUUCCCACUCGAGAGAUUCCUACUCGUCCCUUUAGAUACCACCACACCACACGAGAUAACGUUCCCAUAUUACAAGGAACACAUCGAUCCCACGUUCGAAAAUACCACGCGCCCAUCCGACCCGAGCCAGAAGGCCCCGCUCUUGCACUUCACGAGCGCGUUCCUGGAGCGGACGAGAGAGGUCAUGAUCAUGUUCGGUAAGGACGCGAUGGAGUUGCACGAUAUCGUCGCCGUCUGGUGUGCUAUCGAGAACCCGCCCCCGAGCGACGAAGAGCUUGCCCAGGCCGGACCUCUACCCGUUCUCAAGGGCAGAUGGGGCGCGGUGCGUAGAAAGUUCCAAGUAGAACGGCUCGGCGAGAUUACCCGCGGAAUGCUCGUGGUAGACCGCAGAGAAGGCGAGGGAGCGUACGACCCCGGUGUAAACCGUGCGGCCGUACAGGCCGAGUUGGAGAUGCACGGCUUUCACUCCUCGGGCGCCCUGGAGUCAACUGCCGUCCCCGCCCAGGUGGAAUUGGAAACGGCACCAGAGCUGGAGAAGAAGCCGCUGACAGUAGGCGUACCUGUCGUCAACGUCACCCCCGGCCCUGCAGCACUACUUCGCACUCUCACUGAGCGAGUCUGGGGCGUGGUCGCAUAAGGGUCAGCCGCCUAUCAAGAUAGCUAUGUGUAUAGAAGGGUGUCCGGCAAUAUGUAGAAUAUGGAAGCUUGGAUAUAGAAAGAAGCUAUGUUGUUUACAAUGCCUAGAAAAUAUGAACGUGAUGUACAUGAGCACGCGAUGAUCGUUAGAUUGUGUCGAUGUAGUCGAUGGCUGGGUCCUUCUUAUCCUCAUGCUCGGACUCCGACUUCUCAACUGGGCUUGAAGGGCUGGGAGGCUGUUGCGCCUCAAUUUCGUGUCGCUUCUCCGCGAUCUCGUCCACGGUGCGGAAGCGGAAACCGCCUUUCACGGCCUGGUCAAUCACCAUACCACUAGAACCGGUGUCAGCG
Molecule: messenger RNA, 1692 nt
Organism: Phanerochaete carnosa HHB-10118-sp
Lineage: Eukaryota; Fungi; Basidiomycota; Agaricomycetes; Polyporales; Phanerochaetaceae
Exons: 8
Coding region: 35-1345 (436 amino acids)
Biological process (GO): purine nucleoside catabolic process
Cellular component (GO): cytosol
Molecular function (GO): purine nucleosidase activity
Source: RefSeq, a predicted model, not a curated record